Anguilla rostrata (American eel) is the source of this 2106-nucleotide messenger RNA. RefSeq names its product tissue factor-like. Gene Ontology annotation, biological process: blood coagulation; cytokine-mediated signaling pathway. The transcript is spliced from 6 exons. The record is from RefSeq and is a predicted model, not a curated record. Gene Ontology annotation, cellular component: plasma membrane. NCBI's taxonomy places the organism in Eukaryota, Metazoa, Chordata, Actinopteri, Anguilliformes, Anguillidae. Bases 276 to 1148 code for a protein of 290 amino acids. Gene Ontology annotation, molecular function: cytokine receptor activity; protein binding.
GGCAGGAACAAUUAUUCUCUGAGACCUAUGUGACUCAUGUAGGCUGUGCUAUAAAUCUGUUCUUCUAGCGAUACUUCGAUAGUGUAGCCUAAUUGGACCCGAUUCACCGUAAAUUGCCAGGUCUCGGCAUUUCUAUUUCAUAGAAAUAUAGAACCAAACAAAACUUUUAAAAACUCUAAACUCUUGCAAAGAUAACCGUUUUAGCAACCGUGAGCAAGCUGAAACAUUCGCUUUCGUGUGGGCCAGUUUACUUCGCUUUGGGAAUAUACAAUACGAUGGAGGCGAGGACGUGCAUUGCCAUUGGAUUACUUUUAUUUUCAUUCCAUCUCGCGGGAAGAGCUUCGGGUAACAUCGAUUUCCCUAAGGCUCAAGACGUCACCUGGUCUUCAUAUAACUUCAAGACAUUAUUAUCGUGGGGACCCAAGCCCACAGAUUACUCGUACACUGUUGAAUUCUAUGGAGUGGGCAAAGAUCGGGAAAGGAAUCCACACUGCAUCAGGACCAAAAAUACAGACUGCGACCUGACCAGGAUGCUGACCGACUUGAAGGAGACUUAUUACGCUGAUGUCCUGUCAGAACCAGAGAGGGGCGCAACCUCUGACAUUGUGGAGUUCCCCCACACCAGAUCUGAGCAAUUCUGCCCAUACAAAGACACUUUGAUUUCAAGACCUGACUUCAAGAUCGACGUAGACAAAGUCAAGAACAAGAUUGUUCUAUACAUAAAAGACCCUAUCUCUGCCAUUUAUGAAGGUGGUAGGCUGUUGAACAUGCGAGACAUCUUCAAAGAUGACUUGAAGUACAGAGUCACCUACAGAAAGGCUGGAAGCACUGGGAAGAAAGUGCAACUGACAGACACAAGUCAGAUGGAGCUGGACGCAGAGGGAGGGGAGAGCUACUGUUUCAGCGUGCAGGCCUUCCUCCCGUCCCGCAGCUUGGGGAAGCAGCUGGGGGAGAUGAGCCGCACGCAGUGCUCGCCCAAGGAGCCCAAGUCCAUUUUUGAAGAAUAUGGCCUGGGGGUGAUCGUGGGAGCCAUCCUGGUGCUCACGGUCCUGGUCAUCAUGGUCGUCGCCCUGAUCGUGGUGUGCUGCCGGCGGCGAAGGGCGGCGGCCAGGUCAGAGAAGGAGGAUGUGCUGCGGAGUCCAGCAUAGGACAGCAGAGUGGGGGAAAGAGGCUCCGGGGAACAGCAGAUCUUCCUUUUGGUCGAUAAACACUGGAAUCCCUUAAUUCGGUUUCUGAGGACCUGCAGCUGAGUCUGGCAUAGGACGGCAGAGUUGGGGCGGGAAAGAGGCUCCGGGCGAGAGCAGAUCUUCCUUUUGGUCGAUAAACACUGGAAUCCCUUCAUCCAGUUUCUGUGAAACUUGAACACGUUUGAUUAUCUUCACUAUCAGCGCUGCGGCCAUGUUUUUUUUUUUUGUUAUGUAUUACGUUUUUUGUACUUUUGCUUUUGAUCUGUUAUUUUAAUGGAGAGUACAAAGAAACUACUGGAAAUUUGUUUUUACACUACUUUCGCGCUUAUGUUUAUUAUUUUAAAAUGGCAACAUAGCAAAUUAAUGUUGAAUUUUGGGGGUUUUGUGAAAACGAACUCACCCUGAUUAAUAUUGAUAUUCCGUAUUUGUUUAUAGACAUCUAUUAAGGGGCAUUAAUAUAUUACUUUGUUUUGAAAUGUCUUAUUUAUAUAUUAGAUGUAUAUUUUUGUAGGUAUUUAUUUAUGAGAUCUUCUAGAUUGUAUUUUCAUACAUGUGUUCUAAUUAUUAAUAUGUAGUAUGGAGAAUGUUGCGAUUGGUAAAUGUGUUAGAGUGUGUGAAUGUGAUUAUGUGAUUUCCUGUUUUGGAAUUCCUGUUUUAAGUCAAUGCAGUAUUAAACUUUGUGGAUGAGACCAAGAAGACAGACUCUAAAAAGAGACUACAAAGUGUUGAUACAAUCAUGCCAACUGUACGCAGAGCAUGCAGACCUGUUACUCUGGGUUGGGUCGAGACACUCCAGUAGAUUAGGACGAUAAUUUUUCAUGGACCACAAACUCACCACUCCUAUCUGUAUGUUCUGUCCAUUUUGGACCCGUAUUAGAAAAUAACCAAGAGUGUUCACAAAUAAAUUGCAAUGCAUAUG